UCCAACAGCUGCCGUCGGCAUUGGUUUGGCAUACGGCAAGUGACAGAGCAGAAAAUGGCAAGCUUCGAUCUCGCGGAAGGCGAUGCGGUGGCACCCCUCGUCGACGGCGCGAGCCUCGAAGAGGAAGAGGCGUACUGGGACAUGAAUAACGAGCGAGAGCAACAGCAGCAGCAGCGUUUCGGACGGCCUCCAUCGACUGAUGCAAGCCCCACCCAAAGAACGGACCAAGGGUUAAUGUCCAAGCUAUCGGGCAUCGAAAUCGGCACGGUCUACGACAACCUGUCGAAAAGCCUCGGUGACAGGUCGAAAGCUCUGGGCGACCAGGCCAAAACCCUGGGCGACCAGGCCAAAACCCUGGGCGAUCAGGCCAAAGGGUACACCCUCGCGAACGCGAGCACGGCCACGGCGGCGAUAAGUCGCUUCAAGAAGCAGAUCGUCGCGGCCGUUGACGGCGUGCCCCUGAGGCCCGACGCAGACCGGCUGCGAGAGAGUGGUACCACCACGUCAGCCGAAACAAUGACGACCGAGAUUGAUGAAGAGGAGAGCCGGGUCUCGCUGCUACCACCGGAGCAAUCGCAAGAGGACAAUGAGGAAGAAAAGAAUGCAGGGGGUGGACAGGAGCGACAGCAACAACAACAAGACCAAUCGCGAGGUGCUGCGCAGGAGGAAGCUCUCCGCAGUUUUUCUGUCGGAUGUACUCAAACCGCGAAGAGAGGAAACAAGGGCAGGGGGCAGCUCAACGGAAGUAUGGUAGACGAAAGCGCCCCGGUGCUAGGGCUAGGUGUCUUGGGCGCUGUUUUCAAGAAGAAGGUCGCCGAGGUAGAAGUUGCUGCACAGACCGCCGAGGCGGUCGGUGUAGAAUCUCGUAACGCCAUUUCCUUAGAUGCUACAGUCCCGCCUGGUUCUUCUCCUGGUGAUGCUGCUGUCGGUGCUGCUGGUGAUGCCGCCGCCGCUGGCGGAGGAGAAAGUCAGAGCGGAAGAGACGGCGGUGCUGCAGCGCUCAAAAUAAUCCCUAGGAGUGCUUCGCUGGUGGGGGGAAGACAGUGGGCGGUGCUUGCGUCGGUGUAUGAUACGACUGCAUCGGUUAUCGACGAAACCGUUAGCGACAUGUUUACGUAAAUUCGGCAUGAUCGGGAAGAUUGGGUGGUUUCGAACGCCGUGAUGCGUGGUGGAUAUCGUGCUUUCGCAGUCAGUCCCCAACGUCUAAUCACGUAGAUAUUGAUCAAACCAGCAGUGCCGGGGUAAUCACGACUGGUGAAUAUGCUUGGUUUCGUAAUUCUUCUUCGGCCGUACCUCCCCUUCCUACAGUAGGCGGCCUACAACGCCUUUUUAGGGUCCCUUGUUUUUGUUGAAGUUUCCCAGAUUUCCUGUUAUGUUGUCUGACGUUCACGUACGACAGCACUCCGCUAUUCUUGCCCCUCGAGAAAGAUAUUUCCGUCCUCACCUUACAGUAUACCAUAGACGACUGUAGUACUAGUAUGUAGAUUGGAUGACUACGUUUUUCGAUGGCCUUGUUCGCUUCUUCAUUUUUCGGUAGAGUAUUUUUUGUAUGUCCUUUCCAGAAGCUGUUGUUCCCGAGCAGGUUUCUCGACAAUGAAUGGCAAUGUAUCGCAACUCUCCCGUCAAGUUGGUACCAUACGUUUAUGGCAGAAGGAUCCCAUUAUUUUGGUCAGCGUACACACGUUUGUGUCACCUGCCGUCUGUGAGCAUCUAUCUGCGGAAGCAACGGCUUGUCGGGGGGUCAUCGGGGUCUCACAAUCAAUACCAAUGGGGCGAGUGUGUUUGUGUCGUUGGCAUGUCUGGUGUGGUAACAUCCGUUUUGUCAGCCUGUGAAGGCGCUAGGGUAUGCUUGAGUCUGUACUCACUCACGUUGGUUCGUUUAAGGAGGGUACAAGUGUGACGUUGCUUUGUUUGAAGGAUUCGUAUGGUAGGAUGUACCGGCUUUCGAGGCCACACGAUCUGCAUCAUCACGAGCGCAGGUUCUGUAUGACCAAUCUACUUGGGUUUUCAAGCGGUGUCCCU
Messenger RNA from Ectocarpus sp. CCAP 1310/34, 2022 nucleotides. Lineage: Eukaryota; Phaeophyceae; Ectocarpales; Ectocarpaceae. The record is from the annotation of a GenBank genome assembly.